This is a messenger RNA of Python bivittatus (Burmese python), 3019 nucleotides long. It is a transcript of the gene RNF112, whose product is annotated as ring finger protein 112. The record is from RefSeq and is a predicted model, not a curated record. Gene Ontology annotation, molecular function: GTPase activity; GTP binding. Lineage: Eukaryota; Metazoa; Chordata; Lepidosauria; Squamata; Pythonidae.
GUCACCUUUCCAUCAACGCUGGGACUCUGGUGGACCAAUCCGCGCCAAGCUCUUUAUCUCCCUCCAGAAACGGGAAGCGGCUAUAUUUUCUUCAUCCAACAUGCUCUUUUUCAGUUUCGCUUUUGACUCCUUUGCGGCCAAGCAUUGCAGAAACUGGGCCGGAACAGGAAAAAGGACCUUUUCUAACUGGAAUCCAUCAGCAUCCUGAUCACCACAGAAUGGGAAACAGAAAUAGUGCUAAACCGCCAACCUCUUCAACAGUCCCUACAUCAAGGACUGUGGGAGGCAUGAUCCAUAACCUUCAGGAAGACAUCAUAUGUUCCAUCUGUCUGGAGUCCUUCAAAAACCCCGUCUCCAUUGAUUGUGGGCAUAAUUUCUGUCAAGACUGUUUGUUUACUCACUGGAAUGUUUCCUUGAACUCUCAGUACCGUUGCCCUGAAUGCCGCCAUCUCUGCCACCCUGAGCGGAUGUACCUAGAUGCACGGCUGAAGCGUUUGGUGGAAAAAAUUAAACAGCUUCAUCUCCUGGAAGAGGUCAAAAAGAAGAUGCCAACAACUUCAUCAGUGUUGGGGCAGCCAGUACAGCUAGUGAGUUUGGAUGACAAUGGGAAUCUCUAUUUGGAUGCAGAGGCUCUAAGUAGCUGCUUAGAGCAGGAAGAGGUGAAAGAUACUCCUGUCUGCUUGAUUUCCACCAUUGGGGAACAACGGCGGGGUAAAUCUUUCUUGCUCAAUUUCCUCCUGCGGAAGCUUAAAAACCUAGCUGCUACAGAUAACUCUUGGAUGGGCCAAGAAGAUGAGCCACUGACAGGUUUUGAAUGGCAUCCAGGAAUUAACUGCAUCACCAAAGGGAUAUGGAUAUGGAAUCAGCCGUUUUUGGUUCCUAGUGAAAAUGGAAAGGUAGCCUUGUUCUUGAUUGACACCGAGGGCUCAAUGGAUAUAGAGAGAAGCAUGGAAAAUAGUGUCAAGCUUUCAGCUUUCUCUAUGCUGCUUAGCUCCUAUCAGAUUCUCAAUUUGUCCCACAUGCUGAAGGACCCAGACCUGGAAUACUUGGAAAUGUUUCUGCACGUAGCGGAGAGCGUGGGCCGUCAGUACAAGCUGAAGCCUAUUCAGCAUCUUGAUCUCUUGGUGCGUGACUGGGUCUACCCCGCAACCUAUGGAUUCCAGGGGGGACAGGAUUACCUCCAAGAAAUCCUCCAGAGGCUGAAGGGUCAACCUAGCCGGCAUCCACAAGUCCUGCAGACACUCAAAAGCACCAACAGUCGUUGUUAUCUGAUGCCCUACCCUGGCAAGAAGUUGGUGAUGGGCACAGAAGGCACCAUAGCAGACAUGGAUGAGGAUUUUAGGGAAUGCCUGAAGAAUUAUGGCAAUGAUAUUGCCAGAUCAGCUAGAAUGCACAUAAAGAGAAAUCAGGACAGCAUACCACUCACUGGGACACAACUUGCUAUCAAGAUAAAGGAUUUGUCAGAUCUCAUGAAACAAUAUCAUUUUGGUUUUUCCUCACCCAUACAGAUGGCCAACACCUUCAACCUGAACACCAAGGAACAAUUACAGAAGCAAUUUACAAAGUUCAUCCAAGAGCAGGAACAACUUUCACGCUCAUUGAUCACAAGCCUACGAGUGACCCCAGCCUCAAUGACUAAGCGUGUUCAGGAGAAGCAGCAGAAGCUACUCCAAGAGUGCAAUGACUUACUUCAGGGUGAUGAGCCAUGUCGGACCGAUAUUGUCUCGUGUCUGGAGAACUACCUCCAAUGUGAGGCUAAAGAUUUCCUGGAAUAUUACACCCGCCGUUACAAACCCCAUGCCAUCAAAGCUGGCAUAGCCAUCGGGGUGGGUGCUGUGGGUUUAGCUGGUGGGGCUGUGGGAGCUGGUGUGGCAGCCGCCUUGUUGGCAGCAGAAGCCAUUGUGCUGAGCACUGGUGCUGCUGCUACUUUUGCGAUUGGGACCGUGGCUGGGGCAGGCACGUUGGCGCUUGUUGGGGGAGGAGUAGGAGCUGGUGUGGGGAACAGGAUAGGGAAUGCUAAGGUCCAAGAAGUCAGGAAUAUGGCUGAAGAUAAUAAUGAGGUUGAAGAAGAAGAGGAGGUGAAUCCGUCGGAUGAGAGGAAUCUUAUUAGCUCUUAAAAGUUGGAGCCCAUACCUCUUCUUGCAAAGAACGUGUGCCUGCCAUAAAGACGUAAAUCCCAGGAGUCUAGUCUCAUGUGCACCCCUUUGUCCCAAGAGCUAUGAAGAAUUGGUCACUCAUUAUGUGGCCAUUCUGGGAUAGCAGUAAAAUAGCAUAGUUCCUACACAAAGAUUUGCACUAGUGACAAUAAAAGACAAAGGGAACAUGCUUUGUCUAGUGGUAAUUAAAAUAAUAAUGAUUUCUUCUGUGUCUCUCCCUCCCUUUUUGAGGGGGGGCAGGCCCCAAUGAAUUACCAAUCCAUUUACAGUCUAUGUCUCUCAUUAGCCUUAGCUGUAGACAUGGAGCUACUUGCAGAUAUCCAUUCUUUGGGUGAAAAUCUAAAGCAAUAUAUUAUGGGCUUUGUUGUCAUCUCAGAUAUAUCACAAAAGGCCAUUCCUUCACCCUUUGCAGAAAGAAUGUGACACUGCCCGUGUGACACCUUUCCUAUGGAACUGAAUUAAAGGUGCAAUUCGAGGUUCUGGUGGUCACCUUUAAAGCAGUACAUGACCAAGUCGGCUCUGCUGGUCCAGUAAGAUCAGGGAGAGAAGGCAUGUUAAGGGUCUCUGUGCUGAGAGAAUUUCAUCUUCAUGGACGCCAUUCCUGAGCCUACUCAGUGGUAACAACCUCUUUUGCAAACACCUCCCCCAGGAUAUAAGGACUGUUCCUUCCCUGUAACUUUUCAGAGAGUUUUAGAGGCUCUUCUGGAGCAUAUUUAAGGGAAAGAUGAAAUGUUGGGCGAUAGGAACCGUAUGUUGUUCUUUGUGGUUCCAUGUUUUUAAGUUGUACUACUAUAAUAGAUUGUACCAGUGAUUGGAGAAGAACUAGAAAUCUCUGUGGAUGAUGAUGAUGAUGAUGAUGAUGA